Puma concolor (puma) is the source of this 1269-nucleotide messenger RNA. It is a transcript of the gene CPB2, whose product is annotated as carboxypeptidase B2. Gene Ontology annotation, biological process: proteolysis; fibrinolysis. Lineage: Eukaryota; Metazoa; Chordata; Mammalia; Carnivora; Felidae. Gene Ontology annotation, molecular function: metallocarboxypeptidase activity; zinc ion binding. The record is from RefSeq and is a predicted model, not a curated record.
AUGAAGCUUUAUAGCUUUGGAGUUCUUGCAGCCAUCUUCCUCUCGUGUGAGCUGUAUGUCUUCGCUUUUCAGAGUGGCCAGGUUUUAUCAGCUUUUCCUAGAACCUCCAGGCAAGUUCAGAUUGUGCAGAAUCUUACAACAUAUGAGAUUGUUCUCUGGCAGCCGGUAACAGCUGAAUUUAUUGAGAAGAAGAAAGAAGUCCAUUUUUUUGUGAAUGCCUCUGAUGUAAGCAACGUGAAAGCAAAUUUACAUGACAACGCGAUUCUGUUCAGCAUCCUGGUGGAAGAAGUGGCAGAUCUCAUUCAACAGCAGACUGCCAAUGACACGGUCAGCCCCCGGACCUCUUCCUCGUACUACGAACAGUACCACUCGCUAAAUGAAAUCUAUUCUUGGAUUGAAGUUAUAACUGAAAAGUAUCCUGAUAUGGUUGAAAAAAUCCACAUUGGAUCCUCAUACGAGAAGUACCCACUUUAUGUUUUAAAGGUUUCUAGAAAAGAACAAAGAGCCAAAAAUGCCAUAUGGAUUGACUGUGGAAUCCAUGCCAGAGAAUGGAUCUCUCCUGCUUUCUGCUUGUGGUUCAUAGGCUAUGUAACUCAAUUCUAUGGGAAAGAAACCCUGUACACCAGUCUUCUGACACAAAUGGAUUUCUAUGUGAUGCCGGUAGUUAAUGUGGAUGGUUAUGACUUCACAUGGAAAAAGAAUCGAAUGUGGAGAAAGAACCGGUCUUUUCAUGAAAAUAAUCGUUGCAUCGGAACAGACCUGAACAGGAACUUUGCUUCCAAACACUGGUGUGAGGAAGGUGCAUCAAGUUUCUCUUGCUCGGAAACCUACUGUGGCCCUUACCCUGAGUCAGAGCCAGAAGUGAAGGCAAUGGCCAAUUUCUUGAGAAAAAACAUCAACCACAUUAAGGCUUACAUCAGUAUGCAUUCAUACUCCCAGAAGAUAGUGUUUCCAUAUUCCUAUAAUAGAAGCAAAACCAAAGACCACGAGGAGCUGUCUCUCGUGGCCAGUGAAGCAGUCCGUGCUAUAGAGAAUACUAAUAGAAAUACCAGAUAUACACAUGGCAGUGGUUCAGAAAGUUUAUACCUAGCUCCUGGAGGUUCGGAUGACUGGAUCUAUGACUUGGGCAUAAAAUACUCGUUUACAAUUGAACUUCGAGAUAAAGGCAAAUAUGGAUUCUUGCUGCCAGAGCGUUACAUCAAACCCACUUGUACAGAAGCUCUUGCUGCUGUCUCUAAGAUAGCUGGGCAUGUCAUCAAGAAUGUUUAA